Culex quinquefasciatus (southern house mosquito) is the source of this 1221-nucleotide messenger RNA. Its product is annotated as GILT-like protein 3. Gene Ontology annotation, molecular function: oxidoreductase activity, acting on a sulfur group of donors, disulfide as acceptor. The coding region runs from base 451 to 1170 and encodes 239 amino acids. The record is from RefSeq and is a predicted model, not a curated record. The transcript is spliced from 5 exons. Lineage: Eukaryota; Metazoa; Arthropoda; Insecta; Diptera; Culicidae.
GUUUUAUAUUUCACGUUGGGAUUAGUAACGUUCGAUUGAGUUCCGGAGGAGGCUGCUGCUGCUGGCUGCCGUUAGUUCUCACCAACUGCUCCUCGAAUUCGCCCCACGUUGAUCGUAUUUUGAUUAUCGAAGUGCAUAAAUCAAUUUACAUUCACUAGUGCCGGUUGUGGGUGGUUCUCUAGGCUGUUUGUGUGUGUGUUCGACUUCCGGUUGCCCGUUGUUGGUUUUUCGCUGGAGCACGUUGGUCGGAAGCAGCAUUGAGUGCGGGCAGUCAAGUGUGUGCCCCACGCCGCCGGCCGGAAACAAGCAAAGUUUAGAGGCAGCAGUGCUGCCAGCAUCCACCGCCACUACUUCCGCUUCACCGGCACAAGGGUUCAUUUUUCACGCUUCAGUUAAUUCAAUUUCGAAAUUCAAAAUCCGCCAAUUCUGGCUGCUGGCUGGUUGAACAUAAUGAGACCUCUCUCGAAGCCAAAAUCGUUGACGAAUACGGCGUCGUCCUCCCCGAUAAUGAUGAUGAUUGGGAUUUUCUGGCUGGCCAUUAUUUUCUCAUUAUCGGUGGCCGGACAAGAAAUUGAUUCCGCGCCCACGGCAUCCGGCCCCGUUGGCUCCACCACCACCGUUGAUGAUAAAUUACAAGUGACAAUUUAUUACGAAGCACUUUGCUACGACAGCAUCUCAUUUAUCACGAAUCAACUAGCGCCGACCUGGGCUCGAUAUAGGGAACACAUGGACCUCAAGUUGGUCCCCUUCGGAAAGGCAUACAUUGACGACUCCAACCCGUCGGACCCGGUCUACUACUGCCAGCAUGGUCACCGCGAGUGCACCCUCAACAUCCUGCACGGCUGCAUCCUGGACAAACUCCCCCUCGAGAAGGCCUUCCCCGUGAUUUCCUGCCUAAUGAAGGGCUUCCGGACGUCGUUCGACGAGUGCAUCAAACCGAGCGAAGCGGCCAAGUCGGACAUUGAGGAGUGUGCGGCGGGGCCGCGAGGUGCGACACUGUUCAAACAGUUCUCGGACGAGACCGCCACCGUCGGGAAUCCGCUAGGGUUUGUGCCCACCAUCGAGGUUGAUAAGGUUUUCGAACUGUUCGACCAGGAUAAGUGGCUGUACAGAUUUGUACCGAUGUUCCAGCGGGAGUACAAGCGCAAGUUCAAUGUAACGUUGGAGUAGUUCUUUUUUUUUUUUUUUUUGAUUUUGCAAAUUAUAUGGUGCCGUUCUAGG